This is a messenger RNA of Acanthamoeba castellanii str. Neff, 1986 nucleotides long. RefSeq lists its product as uncharacterized. Lineage: Eukaryota; Discosea; Longamoebia; Acanthamoebidae. The record is from RefSeq and is a predicted model, not a curated record. The coding region runs from base 1 to 1986 and encodes 661 amino acids. The transcript has 9 exons.
AUGGAGGCAUUGAGGGAAAAGCUGAGCCACAACGCGCAGGCAUGCCAGGUGCGCGAGCUGCAGCGCAGGCUGCCCCACGAGCUGGCCACCAGGCAAGCGCGGCUGGCCAACGACGCCGAGGCGGCCACCAAGAAGAACACGCGCCAAAGCAUACAGCGCCAAAAGCGGAAGGACAAGCUCGCUCCUCCGACGGAGUGGGAAGUGGAGGAACUGUGGGAGGAGGCGCGAGAGGAGGUCGGUGGGCUGCUGCCGGAGGACUGGCGCUACGACGAGCAGGGCUAUUGCUACGCUGAUCGCUGCAUCGACUGGCUCUCGCACUCCGAUGAGCAGAAGAGGCUGAGCGCGCUGUGCAGCCUGCAUCAAUUUCUAUCGCCGCUGCCUGCUGAUCGACACGACGGCGACCAGCGCAAUCACAUCGCGCUGCUGUGCAGCGACCACGCCGACGAGAUCAGCGCCCAGCUGCGCCGCACUCUCGACGCGACCUCCCGCGAGCGGUCCGUGGCGGAGAAGGCUGUGGCGGUGCAGGUGGCCGGCCUCCUGUGCCUGUGGUCGCGGGAGUCACUCGAAGCCGCGCGCCUGAGCAAGCUGCUGGCCGCACUGGCCACCACCGCAACCACACCCGAAGGCGCGAACGACCAGGCCAGCGCCAGCAAUGACAGCCACCUGGAGCUCAACCACAACGACCUUCGCGCCGCAGCGAUCGAGGUGCUGGGCGUGGUCAACUUCCUCGAAUUCUACGGGGCGUAUGUGCAGAAGAUGCGGAUAGACGACGAGGUGGAGGCGGUGGUCCAGGCCACCUUCAUGCCGGCGCUGCGGGCCACCGACAGCGGCAGUGGUUCGUCGGCCGCCGCUGCUUCGGUGGUCGGUCCCGUCCUGCAUACCCUCGGCCUGAUGGGCUCGCUCUGGUCCCCCGCGCGCCUGGCGACCUGGGUCGAAGAGAAUGUGGAAUUGAUUCUGGAAUGUCUGGGCCACGACGCCAUCGUCGUGCGCCAGGCCGCUGUCGACACGCUUCUCGUCUUCUUGUCGAUCGUCCACGACCAGGACGAUGACGCCGAUGACAGCAACGAGGAAGGAGGUGGCGAGAAGGAGGAAGCGGUGGCCGCCUGGGCGCAGAUCGGCCAACACGACCUGUAUCGGCUGGCGGCCCUGGUCGAGCCGCUCGUCGACACCUACUGUCGGCGAAGAAACCUCGAGGAGAACCACCUGCGGCGCACCGCCAAGCGACUCCUGCUCCUCAUCCGCCGCCUGGAGGAGGACCUCCGCAACGGCGCCGACGCCGACGAUGGCGAUGAGAAUGACGACGAAGACGACGAUAACGACGAGGCGGGGGAGGACACGCCCUAUCUGCGGUUAGUGCUGGAGAACGCGCCCGUCGACCACGAUGCGGUGGUCUACCAGCCGGAGCUUAUCGUCUACACCGAACGACAUAUGAAACAGAUGCGGGCGCUUAUGUCGGUGACGGGGCCAUCGCUGUCCAUCUACGCGCAGGUAGAGCACCCGCAUGUUCUUGCCACCAUGGGCGACGUGUUGGUGGACCUGAUCCGGGUCAUGGUCGAGGAGAACGAGCUCGUGGUCAGCUAUCGGACCAUCAUCGAUCGCCACUCUCCCUCUGUGAGCAUCGACCCCGAGUCCAUGGAGCCCAUCCGAAAGCACUACAACUACAAAAGGGUUAAGGGAAGCAACAAGAGCAAGGGCGUCAUGGACCGAACCUACGCCAACCCGCUCGCGCUGCCGAAGCCGGCGCACCCCAAGAGCGCCAAGCGGCUGACCUGGGCCGAGGCGUACAUCCUUCGUGGCGGGCGGGGCAGCAUCUCGUGCGGUGGCGGAAUCAUCAUGGCGCGGAGAAUCAGCGACAUGGGCGGCGACGUUGUCAAGCCAGCACGGUUGGAGGAGAACACCAACAGAGAGCGAGAUCCUCGCAACGUAACGUCUGUGAUGGAGCACGUCAACGCCAACGCUCAGCCGCGCUUCGUGCCUGUCUCGUAA